UGAAUCUGCGAAUAACUACAACCCUUAAACUCUAGCGGAUGGCUGUUGGCUGCUUCAACUCGUGCAUUAUUUUGUUAAGUGUGUUGUUAUUGCUUUGGUUCGUUAUGAAGACAUCACAUGAAAAAAACUCCAAGAUGUUCUAACACAUUGAAAAAGAGUCAACUUUCAGACGUCAUCAUGUCAGACCACAAGGAAAUAGUGGCCAAACCUAAAGAAGAGCGCAAAGUUUUUAGAGCACCUGUAAGGUCUGUUAACAAGAUUCCAGAUGAUAUAAUGAAUAAUCCAGAACUCAACCUAGCAAUUAAUGCAUUGCCAAAGAAUUACAACUUUGAAGUUCACAAAACAGUGUGGAGAAUUCGACAUCUUGGGUCAAAGCGAGUUGCUCUUCAAAUGCCAGAGGGCUUGCUAAUGUUUGCGACUACCAUUUGUGAUAUCAUUGAAAACUUCACUGAAGCAGAUACUGUCAUAAUGGGUGAUGUUACGUAUGGAGCUUGCUGUAUCGAUGACUACACUGCUAGAGCCUUAGGAGUUGACCUAUUGGUGCAUUAUGGGCAUAGUUGUCUUAUCCCAAUAGACCAAACAGGAGGCAUUAAAGUUCUUUACAUAUUUGUUGAUAUUAAAAUUGACAUUCUUCAUUUUCUGGAGACGGUUCAGAAGAACUUCGGUACUUCAUCUAAACUGGGUAUUGUCAGUACUAUUCAGUUUGCUACGACUCUUCAUGCUGCUGCUGGUAAGCUGAGGGAAUCAGGUUACUCUGUGUCUGUUCCUCAAUCAAAGCCUCUCUCUCCUGGAGAAAUAUUAGGUUGCACAUCACCUAAAAUGAAUGAUGUGGACAUUAUCAUCUACCUUGGAGAUGGAAGAUUUCAUCUAGAGUCAGCAAUGAUAGCAAAUCCUGCACUUAGAGCUUUCCGAUAUGAUCCGUAUGAAAAAAAAUUUACUGAAGAGUUUUAUGAUCACUUAAUAAUGCGGAAGCAGCGAAGUGAGGCCAUUAAUUUUGCUAGUAACCAAUCUCGGUUUGGACUUAUUCUUGGUACCCUUGGUAGACAAGGAAGUACAAGAGUGUUAGAAAAUAUACAGAAAGACUUACAGAAUCUCAAUAAAGAGAGUGUAAUAGUUCUACUUUCUGAAAUAUUUCCUGAAAAAAUUAAGCUGUUUUCAUCUGUUGGAGCUUGGGUACAAGUAGCAUGCCCCCGACUUUCCAUUGACUGGGGUACUGCUUUUCCCAAACCCUUACUUACGCCAUAUGAAUGUGCUGUGGCCCUUGGUAAUGCAAGAGCUGAAUGGCAGACUGUUGGGGUUGACAAGGCAAAUUAUCCCAUGGAUUUUUAUGCUUCAAGUAGCCUUGGACCCUGGACUCCCAACUACAAACCAUGUUGUGAUAAAAAGGAGGGUGAUUGUGCAAAACAGGCUGUCCCAAUAAAUAAAUAAUUCAAAUCAGUUUUUGAUGAAAACUACUGUGAUUAUCUAUCUAAUGCAUUUUGAUAAGGAUUAAGGAAAUUAAAAGGAUUACAAUUUA
Messenger RNA from Frankliniella occidentalis (western flower thrips), 1516 nucleotides. It is a transcript of the gene Dph1, whose product is annotated as 2-(3-amino-3-carboxypropyl)histidine synthase subunit 1. NCBI's taxonomy places the organism in Eukaryota, Metazoa, Arthropoda, Insecta, Thysanoptera, Thripidae. The record is from RefSeq and is a predicted model, not a curated record. Bases 118 to 1428 code for a protein of 436 amino acids. Gene Ontology annotation, biological process: protein histidyl modification to diphthamide. The transcript is spliced from 3 exons. Gene Ontology annotation, molecular function: 2-(3-amino-3-carboxypropyl)histidine synthase activity.